CCUGCCCCGGUUCUCUGUUCCUCAAACCCUUAAAAACAUUUAUAGCUUUAUUUUUCUUACCACCGAGUCCCUUUGCGUGCCCUCUUUUUCCUGACCAGAUACCUCGGAUUUCUAGUCUUUUCCCUUUUGGAUUUCUGUCCCCAUUAAUCAGACUCUUUAAGCUGAAAGCGUGGAUGUUGUAAUGGAGACCAAAGGUGGCAAAAAGAAGUCUAGUAGUGGUACUAGUCGUAAUUCUUUACAAUACGAAGCUCCUCUCGGUUACAGCAUUGAAGACAUUCGUCCAAACGGCGGCAUCGAAAAGUUCCGAUCUGCUGCUUACUCCAACUGCGUUAGAAAACCAUCCUGAUACAACCCAAACUAAAUGGCCCCCCAAGUCUUAGAGUAGGAUUGUCUUCAGCCUCUUCGUUUUCUUUUUCUUCCCUUCCCUUUCUCUAAUUGAAGAACAGUUGCUAAGAAUCAAAGACAAAAAGGCAGCCAUUAAAUAAUCCCGCAUCGAAGAAAACAAUUUCCAUUGAUAUUGUUAGUAUUGAGCUUUCUUGUGAUGAAACGUGACAUGGAUUCGCCGGCGCCUCCUUCACCAAUAGGCUUCGAAGGCUUCGAAAAACGCCUGGAAAUCACUUUCUUUGAUCCACCCAUCGUCAAGGACACAAAUGGGCUGGGCCUCCGAGCCUUAUCUAAAACCCAGCUCGACUCCAUCCUCCAACCAGCUUGUUGCACCAUAGUUUCCCAGCUCUCCAAUCCCAACUUCGACUCUUACGUCCUCUCCGAGUCAAGCCUCUUUGUUUACCCAAACAAAAUCAUCCUCAAGACAUGCGGAACCACAAAGCUCCUUUUGUCAAUAUCCCCGAUUCUUCAGCUCAGUAACUCGCUCUCACUCAGUGUGUCACGAGUCAACUACUCACGCGGCACCUUCAUUUUCCCUGAUCACCAAUCUGCCCCUCACCGUAACUUCUCUGAGGAAGUUACAGCGCUAAGCGAAUUUUUUACUGAUUUUAUUACCGAGGCUUCAAUAAUUGGCGAUCCGAGGUUUCCUACUCGUAGCUGGCACGUUUACUCGGCUGUAGCAAAACGUUCACAGCCGUUGAUGGAAGAUCCAAGGGAAUUGGUUACUCUGGAAAUGUGCAUGACGGGUUUGGAUAGAGAAAAGGCAGGCGUGUUUUACAAAAGGGCGGGGAUGGGGGAUUGUUCGGCACGUGAAAUGACGAAAACGUCCGGAAUUGCUGACAUCAUCCCGAGUCACGUGAUAUGCGACUUCGACUUUGACCCGUGUGGGUAUUCGAUGAAUGGGAUCGAGGGAUUUGCCUACUCUACGGUGCACGUGACCCCAGAAGAAGGGUUCAGUUACGCUAGCUACGAGGCCAUGGGGCUCGACACCGAUUCUGUCAAGCUGGAACCUCUGGUUAAAAGGGUGUUGACAUGUUUUUGUCCGAACGAAUUUUCUGUUGCGGUCACGUGCCAUGGUGGUGGGGCUCGUUUCUGGGCCAUGGAUGGUGCUGACGUGGAAGGCUACUCGCGUCAGUAUAUGGUGAAGCAGGAGCUGCCAGGUGGAGGGUGUGUGGUUUACUGGACUUAUUUCUCCGAGGGAGAGAGGUGCACAUUGCGCGCUCCUGCUAAAUUGACCAUGCAGUGCUGGAAGGAAGCGGUGGAGGAAGAGGAGGAGGUGGCUGGCGCGGUGGUUUGUCAGUGUAUUUCAUCAGCCUGAGAGUUGGAAGCUUUGGUUGCCUGUCAGUCACAGGCUGUCAUGAGUUAUUUUUAGUUUUGAGUUAAUAAAAAUUAUGGGGUCAAAGUUUGGCUCUGGGUAAGUUUGGUAAGUCGAGUGUUUUAAAAUGGGUUUGGCAUAAUCUUUGUUUGGGGGUCCCCAAAGCUGUUGUCAAUGUCAUUUCCAUGCUUUUUGAGCACAGGUAGAGUGGAAUUCUAUAAUUGCCUGUAGUAUGGACUGAUCUGAGGUGGAAUAUUAUUUCAAAUUUGAUUUGUCA
This is a messenger RNA of Theobroma umbraticum, 1976 nucleotides long. RefSeq names its product S-adenosylmethionine decarboxylase proenzyme-like. Gene Ontology annotation, cellular component: cytosol. The record is from RefSeq and is a predicted model, not a curated record. Gene Ontology annotation, biological process: spermidine biosynthetic process; spermine biosynthetic process. Lineage: Eukaryota; Viridiplantae; Streptophyta; Magnoliopsida; Malvales; Malvaceae. Gene Ontology annotation, molecular function: adenosylmethionine decarboxylase activity.